GUUUCUGAUUUUAAAUCAUGUUGACUUAAUGGGAGAGAUUAAAUUAGAUUUUAAAUUAAAGAAAAUUUAAGAUCAAAAUAAAUUAAUAAUGAAAAUAUAAUUGAUGACGGUUGAGGUGAAACCAAAUGCAAGAUGAACGGCUGAUAUAGCAUUGAUAAAUUCCACGUGUCAAAUUUUUGUUGGCUUAUUGUUUCGGAUUUCUUUCCGAAUUACCAAAUUACCAAAACCAACUGAACCCACUUUCAAAACACAGAAGAAAUCAAAUUAUUCACUCUGCCUCCUCCCGUUUCCCCGCUCCAUCUUCUUCUUCGUCUUCUUCUUCAACCUCCGCCACCUGAAACUGCAGAAAUUCCAGCCAUCGCCAUUCUUUAUGGCUUCCGAUUCCGGUUGCGAUUUUAAAUCCCAUUUGGCCUCUGAAAUCUUCUCCUUCUCCGCUCGUACUGUCUCUUGCGCUCAUCGCCAUUUUAGCCGCCCUUUCUUCGAUUGGUAUCGCCUUCUUGGGGUCGAAGAAGAUGCUGGAAUCGAUUCUAUUCGUAGGAGAUAUCUUAAGCUUGCUCUCCAACUUCAUCCAGACAAAAACCCUCACCCCAAAGCGGAAUUUGCCUUCAAGCUUGUCUCUCAGGGAUAUGCUUGUUUGAGUGAUAAUGUGAAGAGAAGGGCAUUUGAUUUGGAUAGAAUGAAGAAAUUCUGCCCUGAUUGCAACACAAUUCCUUAUACAAACUUGAAUGCCUUGAAUGUAUUGGGAAGCUUUAACAAGAACAACAAACAUGGAGGCGUCAAGAACAUUAAGGAGAGAUUGAGAGAAGAAUCAAAUGUGAUUGAGAAUUGUUUGCUGAAGAACACCAGCAGAUUCCAUCACAUAAACCACAAAGAAUCCCCAAUCUUCAACCCUUCUGAUUAUGUAAGUCAAGGGUACCCUCAUUUUCGAACCCGAAUUCACCCGAAACCGCAGAAUUUUCGGUGUUUUCGAUCGGGGAAUUCGUUGAAGUAUGAACAAGGUAGGGGGAAGUUUGAGUACCCAUUGUUUGAGGUUAGAUCAGAAAGCUUUCAUUUACAGGAACAAUCAGCUUUUGUUUAUUCAAAUGAUAGCAAACCCCAUUGAUUAGAACUCGUUUCUUCCUUCUUUGAGCAACUAAAUUCUUUCUUCCA
Cucurbita pepo subsp. pepo (vegetable marrow) is the source of this 1149-nucleotide messenger RNA. RefSeq lists its product as uncharacterized. The record is from RefSeq and is a predicted model, not a curated record. NCBI's taxonomy places the organism in Eukaryota, Viridiplantae, Streptophyta, Magnoliopsida, Cucurbitales, Cucurbitaceae.